AUGGCCGUCCGCCUUUCUUGGUCCGCGCCGCACAGCAGCUCACCAAUAGAAGCAGCAGCAUCAGCAGCAGCAGCAGCAGCAGCAGCAGGACCCUUGUGCUGCCUGUCUUUGCAGUUCACGUGGAACCGGCAGUACUCCCCCAUGCUAGGCCUGCAGCAGCAGCAGCAGCAGCAGCAGCAGCAGCAGCAAGUAUCCAGCAGCGGCAACAGCAGCAACAGCAGCAACAGCAUUAAAGGAGCAACUUUCUUUUGCUGA
Messenger RNA from Eimeria necatrix, 255 nucleotides. RefSeq lists its product as hypothetical. Bases 1 to 255 code for a protein of 84 amino acids. The record is from RefSeq and is a predicted model, not a curated record. The transcript has a single exon. Lineage: Eukaryota; Apicomplexa; Conoidasida; Eucoccidiorida; Eimeriidae.